Messenger RNA from Saitoella complicata NRRL Y-17804, 1074 nucleotides. RefSeq names its product putative siderophore biosynthesis lipase/esterase. Lineage: Eukaryota; Fungi; Ascomycota; Saitoellomycetes; Saitoellales; Saitoellaceae. The transcript is spliced from 2 exons. The record is from RefSeq and is a predicted model, not a curated record. The coding region runs from base 1 to 1074 and encodes 357 amino acids.
AUGUACUCCAAAUUCUGGCCCAUGGGCGGCCUCCCAGGGAUCUUGCACCAUUAUACCGAGACCCUCACCACAUUCGAGUUCACCUCCAAUACCACUCGCAAACCCCACAGUCUCGUCUUCAUCGGAGGUCUAGGAGAUGGUCUCGGCACAACCUCCUACAUGGCCGAUAUUGCCCGUGCUCUCGAGCCUACAGAGUGGUCCCUCUUCACACUGAACCUAUCCUCAUCGUACCAAUCAUGGGGCCUCGGGCACCUCGAUCGAGAUACCGACGAAAUAGCGACCUGCUUGAGAUAUGUGAAGGAGUACAAGACCAGCAAGUACGGCAACGGGAAUGGGAAGAUCGUGCUCAUCGGUCAUUCGACGGGGAGUCAGCAGGUAUUGCACUACCUAUACCGACCGAACCCGCACACGAGUACCCCGGUAUUUGAUCCAGAUUUGAAGCAUGAGGAGCGUUUGCCGCUGGAUGGAGCGAUCAUGCAAGCACCGGUGUCCGAUAGGCAAGCGAUGCAUUGGGUAUUGAAGUACGGAUGUGAAUGGUUGGGGAAAUCUCCAGCUGAUUGUCAAGCGGUGUAUGACAAACUCCUCACCAUGGCAAGGGAGUUCGAACGUGGUGAUCAGUCAUGCGAGUCGUUGCUGCCGUUGUCGUUGACAUGUCAAAUUGGGUAUGGUAAUACCCCCCUCAGCGCCCGUCGCUUCCUAAGCCUCGUGAGCCCCGACUCUCCUCACUGCCCCCGCCCAGACGACCUCUUCUCCUCCGACCUCCCCGACACCCACCUGCAACAAACAUUCGGACUCAUUCACUCCCACCAGCUCCUCAAUUACAAACUCAUGGUCAUGGUAUCCGGCGCGGAUCAAGCUGUCCCGGGGUGGGUCGAUAAGGAGAAGUUGAUGUUGAGGUGGAAGGAUGCAACGGAUGCCGGGGGAGAGGGUAGGGAGGUUUGGGAUACGGAGUGGAGUGGGAUUAUACAGGGGGCUUCGCAUGCGUUGAGUAAUGAUGAUCAGGCGGAGCCGAGGAGGGAUUUGGUUAGGAGGGUCGUGGGGUACUUGAACGCAGUCGAGCGUGCCCAGGCGUGA